Molecule: messenger RNA, 4473 nt
Organism: Syngnathus typhle (broad-nosed pipefish)
Lineage: Eukaryota; Metazoa; Chordata; Actinopteri; Syngnathiformes; Syngnathidae
Gene: gckr
Product: glucokinase (hexokinase 4) regulator
Exons: 22
Coding region: 235-2103 (622 amino acids)
Biological process (GO): glucose homeostasis; negative regulation of glucokinase activity; response to fructose
Cellular component (GO): cytosol; mitochondrion; nucleoplasm
Molecular function (GO): fructose-6-phosphate binding; carbohydrate binding; enzyme inhibitor activity
Source: RefSeq, a predicted model, not a curated record
CGUCUCAGCCCGGUUCUCCUGGAUCAUGAUACACAGCUGCAGGACCAGCUGAGGCGCCGAUUCCAGGAACGUCUCCAGCAGCCGAAGCAUGUUGACGUCAGCAUACUCGAACAUCAUGGCCCAGUACCAGCGGCGCUGAUGCUCCUUCUGCCGACGCGACAUGAGGCCGAGGAGGGAGUCAAGGAAAACAGGCAGGACAGCAGCAGCCCUCCAGGACAGGAGCUGCAUUAGAUCAUGCAGUCUAUUUGUGGACUUUGCCACUCCAGAGAGAUCUGGGCGCUGACUUGUCUCCAUUGUAAACCUCACAGACAGAGUUUGGCUGAUUCCUGUGUUCUCUCUGCAAUGCAUGAAUGGGAGUCUUUAGAUUACGAGCCCUCACUCCCUGUUUCGGAGAAGUCAAACCCCCUGACGCAGGACAUUGACCGAGCUUCACCUAGUUGCAUAGUGAGCAUGUUGCAAAACUGUGACGCCGAGAUGUUUCGCAAAGAGAUAGCAAGCACUUACCAGACACUUUUUUGUGACGAAGUGGUGAAAUCCAUGUUGGAGGUGGCUAAGAUAGUGGAGCUCAUCCUCAAGGAGCCAAAGGACAGCCUUAUUGUCUUGAGUGGCUGCGGAACUUCAGGUCGCCUGGCUUUCCUCGUUGUGUCGGGGUUCAACAAAGCACUGAAGGAGAUGAACCGCAGUGAGGUCUAUGCAUACAUCAUUGCUGGAGGUGACAAAGCACUGCUCUCCUCCCAAGAGGCCCCAGAAGAUGACCCACACCUGGGCAUGAGCUGUCUUCUGAAGGUGUGCAAGGGGAAGAAGAGGGUCUUGUUCAUCGGGAUCUCCUGUGGACUUUCUGCUCCAUUUGUGGCAGGUCAGUUGGAGUUCUGCUUGCAACACCCGGAGGUUUUCACUGCUGUUUUAGUUGGUUUUAACCCGGCACAUCAGGCACGGAAUGAACCAAUACCAAACUGCACAUUCACUUUCCUCAGCGUGGUCCAAAGAAUGCAGGUGCUUGCCAAAAGUCGAAGGGCCUUUCUCAUCAACCCAUCAGUUGGGCCAGAGGCCAUUAGUGGUUCUUCCAGGAUGAAAGGAGGCAGUGCAACUAAAAUGCUCCUGGAGGUCAUCCUGUGUGCUGCUCAUGCUGCCGCUUUCUCUCACGUAACCACCACACACCAGGCUAUCAUAAAGCACCUGAAAGCCUAUGAGAAAACGGUUGAGGUCACAUAUGCUCAUAACACAGCCAUUGCUGGUUUGGUGGCUGCAGCUGGGAAGAGUUUACUCUCUAAGAAACGUGUGUGUUACCUGGGCUGGGUCAGCCUGGCUGUGCUGGGCCUCAUUGAUGCUAGUGAGUGUGAGCCAACAUUUGGAGCAGCCUUUGGCGAUAUUCAGGCGUUCAUAAGUGGAGGAUACAGAGCGCUCAACAACAAAGAGGGUUCCAUUUCUUUUCUGGGUCCCCAGUUUUGCAUUGCGCAUGAAGAGUUUUUGCUUCACGUCCUACCCACGCUUGAUGACCAGGACACUGUCAUUCUCAUCUACACACACACAGACAAUAUCACUGAAGUGAUGAAUGUAGCCCACCGAGUGAGGGAAAAGAUGUCUAACCUCCAUGCUAUUUAUCACCAGACUGAUGGAUAUUACGCUGAUGUUCAAGAAGAAAUAAAAGUGUUGUGUAAAUCCACUUUAACAUUUUCUUGGCAAUUACCGUCUUCUGGAAGUCUACAGCACAUGUGGGAGCUGUCCACCAAGUUGGUGCUGAACGCUGUGAGCACAGGCGCCCACAUCCUAAAGGGCAAGGUCUUUCACAACCACAUGAUCGACGUGCAAGUUACCAACAGCAAACUUUACCGCCGUGCUACACAUUUAAUCCAGAAAUUGUCUGGUCAUCCUGCGGCCAAGUGUGAGGAGGCUCUCCUGAAGGCUAUCUACCAGGUGGACCACCUGACUGAGGACAUUACCUCCUAUCCUGUGGCCACACAUUUUGCCACCGGCAAAGAAAGGACAAAGGUAGUGCCUUUGACCUUGGUCUCACUGCUGAGUGGUUGCUCUGUCGAGGAUGCAAGGUCUUUUCUGGAUUUGCAGCCAAUCAUACGGAAGGCCGUAGAGGCCUAUGUGCAGUAAUGCCCAAGAUAUAAACUUCAGCAACAAAUUACAUCAGACAUUCUUCUGUUAAAUUAGUUGAGUACUAAUGAAGAUGCACCUUGUUUAUAAAUGUUUCCAAUCCCAUGAGCUUCACAUUAUCCUCAAUUUUUAUCCACAUAUAUUUUCAACGCAGCAUGAAUUGCCAUAUUCAUUCGUGGAUGAGUCAGACAAUAAACAAGGCUGGAAGAAGUUUAAUUCAUUUUUUAGUUGGCUCACAUUCCAUGCAGUUUUUUUUUUUUUGUAGUACCAGCAUACUGGUUUGCAGAGAAGAGUUUGUCUACUUGAAGAGUGUUACACAAUAAAAGAAUGAACUAAUAAAUAAAAAUUAUAUUACAUUUUAAAAUAUUUUAGGGGUGACACCAUCAAAGCCUUAUGGGAAACCAACAUCCGCAUUCGGCAAAAUGAGAUGAAUCAUGUCCUUCUGGUUCUUUCUGUUCCCGGAACAAAGCACAAAGAUUAAAUGUCUACAAUUUAGUUUUACACAACGACUUCCACAGAUGAGCACAGCAGACAUUCAGACUAAAUGAUAUGGAUGAGUUUAACUAUGCCUGCCCAUACAUACCUUAACAUUACCAUCACCUUAGGCCACUCGACCCAAAAUGUUGACAUCAGCAAAUCGCUCAACCACACAGCGCCAUACGCGCGCUGUCUGCCAUCUGCCCUGCUCUGUGAAAACUGUGAUUUAUCUGUCAAGAGAACACCACUCGCCACAAGUUUUCCAAAACACCAUUGCAGACUGUUUGUGGAACAGAAAUGAACAUCGGAUUCAUGAGCAACAGUCAUGGUGGACAUUCUUGGAGUCAGCAUGUCAAAUUUGAGAAAUGUGUGGCUUUGUGCUGUUUGAUGAAGCUGCACAUUUUUGGAAUAGACACAUCUGUCCAAGAAAUGUACUAUCGGUACUUUGAAAUGCCGCAUCUGUGAGUUGGAUCGAUCCGUCUUGGCAAAGCAACAGUAAACAUUGUCAGAUUUAGACAGAUUUGGGAUCAUUUGAGAGGCCUUUGUGUGUGUGUUUUAAUUGUGCUUAUGAAAAAUGAUCUUUUUCAUAUUUUUGCCUUCGCUGACUGACAACCCAUGAACAAAAUCAAACCUGGACUUAAACUGUAUUUUUUGCUUUGACUUUUGUACCGUUUCAUUUUCCUUAAAAAACAAACCCAAAAAAUCUUGUGCAUUGCUUUUAUUUUGUAUUAACAUCAUAUGUCCAUGACUUUAGGUAUUUCAGGCAAAACAAUGAGUACACAAGCAGCCCACUCUUCAGCUCAUCCACUUGAGCAUGGCCCGAGUCCUUGUUUCUAUGGAUUCACACUCAUACUGAAUAACCAUGGUGACGUUUUUCAGACGGGGAUCUCAGUCUUCCAAGGACCCCAGCUGGGACUCCACUGAGGUCUUGGUGAACUGAUGAAGCAGAGCACCAUCUGCUGUUGCGCCUCCGUCCAUCCGCCCUGUCUCCUUCUGCUUUCCUGACUCAUCAGCGUCGGUGUCACGUGGACCUUUAGCGUCGGAGUCUUCAGCAUCGGCCUCCUCGUCCCCGGUCGCAUCGAUAUCACAGGUUGAACUAUGACCCUGUCAGUUAAAAAAAACUGAACUGACAAGUUGGACACCAAUUAAACGGUAUAAACCGUUUGAUCAAAGAACUCCCACAAGCAUGCCGAGCUAAGUUAAUUAAGGUAAGUGGUAGGUAAGUAGACUUACAUAAUGCCUUGUACAAACCGGGCCACUUCUCUCCAAAUGCAUCAUAAGACCGUUACAAUGAUGUGAAAAAAUACUUGUCCUCUUUACAAAUGAUUUCUUUUUUGGCAUAGAUAGUUUACUCACUUAACUGUUCAAGAUCAUCAAAUAAAUAUAAUUGCUGAGAUCUGUAUUACUUCUAAAAAUACUUUUACUCAAGUAGAGUAUUGGACCACCUGUGGUUGUCAGUAAUUAUGCAAAGUGGUUGCAAGAAAAGAAGUUGCAAGUCUUACCUCUUAAAGUGGAGGCAAGUUGUUGCAAAAACAAAACAGAUCUGUUCAGUCUGUCUAAUUGGAUAGCGAGAUUAUCUUCUCUUGAUGGCUUAGAAUUAGCAUUUAGACUGCACUAGGUCACAUUCGUCUUUGAGGCAGACUUGAACCCCUUCGUCCCGCUCACAAAGAGGAGUAGUUUUCUUCACUCAACAGCCCUUGUGGCUGCGAAUAGUUUUUAAUUGAAAAAAAAUAAAUGAUGACGUCCAUCGAUAUCAUCGGUAUACUUGUACACCUGUACACUGAACUCCAAUAGAUGCAAUACAGUCACUGCUUUAAAAAUAAUCCACUGGCACAAUGAAUAAUAAAGGUGUUGAUUCAGUGUGUUUGACCAAUAUUCAAAUUCUUUAACCAU